Molecule: messenger RNA, 2420 nt
Organism: Asterias rubens (European starfish)
Lineage: Eukaryota; Metazoa; Echinodermata; Asteroidea; Forcipulatida; Asteriidae
Exons: 6
Coding region: 256-1317 (353 amino acids)
Source: RefSeq, a predicted model, not a curated record
GAAGAACUGAAAGUGUGUGGAUCUCAUAAUCACAGGCUUGCCGACUUUUGGGCUACCACAUUACCACAUUAUCACGGCACCACCGACUUUACUACUUCUUCUACUUCUGCUUCGAUACUUGGCAUAGUCCUUCUUCAGUCAGGAUACAAACGCCAAGGAUAGCUAGUUUCCUAUGGAUGGUUGACACGUAACUGCACUGUUUGAUAAUUUGGCUGAUCACUAAAGAGUUGAGGUGUUUACUGAGCUUCGGAAAAAAUGUGCAGCUUACCAGUCAUUACAGCUGGUCCCAACCCAUCAUUUUGCCUAUUCCUAUUUCUCGUAUGCCUUCUCUCAAUAAAAAACACCACCUCGGAAACAUAUGUCACCAAGAAAACAAUCCGUCUGGACACAGGUUCUGCGACUGAAAACUUCAACGAAAAUGAAAAAUUUAAAGACAUGUUCGAGUUGACAGAAGAUAAUUUUGAGGAGAUGGUUUUAGAUACGGAGGAUCCUUGGAUUGUGUUGUUCACCGGAGGAAUGCUGCAGAAAGAAUGGAAAACAUUAGCCGUGUCGCUCAGGGGUGUUGUGUGGUUUGGUAUUCUGAAUCGUCUAGCACAAGAGGACCUUUUAGAAGAAAUUGACUUCAAUGUUCGGAAGAAUCCCCCUGCAAGAGUUUAUCCGUAUGGCGGCACAAAGCAGAAGGGUAAAUGGGUAGAUGUUCAGUCAGCCAAGGAGGCUGAACGAAUCGCUGUUUAUAGUUUACCAGAUAUCAGCAAGACGAUUGACCUCAAGGAGAUGAACCAGUUUAUCUAUGACUCUUAUCUGAUGUUACCACCAUGUUUCCCUGCAGUCUUCGUCAUUGGGAAUGAAAUGCCUGCCAGAUUCAAGUCCAUAGCGCUACACUACAAUCGCUAUUUUCACUUUGGUGUGGUCAGGAAUCCAACUUCCGUUGACCUGGAGAACUUGAGUUAUGAUCUCGCUAUCCCAGGACUCCUUGCUCUGGUGUCUGAGGAUUAUGGGGACGAUGUUGACACUGAGGAGGCUUGGAGAGAGAACGACUACAAGUUUCAGAGCAUUGGCUUCACCGCGGAAAGACAAGGUGAACUAAACUACCCCAACCUGGUGAGGUUCCUAUACAGCAUCAAUAUCCAGUUUCGACACAGUCUACCUGGAAACAACAUGGCCGAUGACAAGGACGUAUUGACAAUGGAUGAUGUCAUGGAGGUCGAAGGUCAGCGAUUUAACGUCAGGUACAUGGAAGAGUUGCGCAAUAUUAAAGGGUCUGAGAUUGUCAGCAGGAAGGAUGAGAAACAACACGCUGAAAAGAGUGAGCUUUAAAGGGUCUGAGAUUGUCAGCAGGAAGGAUGAGAAACAACACGCUGAAAAGAGUGAGCUUUAAAGAAGGCCGGUUUAAUAAUGUGGACAUCUAAAGCCGGGUUCAAACUUUCUGUGAAUGCGAAUGCAAAGCGAAUUUUGGUGAUGCAACAAUUGGUACGCGUUCCAUUUCCCUUUGAGAGAAACGCAGUGAAAUUCGCUUUCGCACGAAGCAUUCAGCAGAAGUAUGAACCAGGCUUUACAUGAUAAUAGACCAAUGGUAUUUUCUAAAUUUUGGGUUCUGCUCAGGUUUCAGGUAUGUUGGAUGUUGGAAACACCUUGUAACACGACUUCAAAAGUUGAUAACGGAGCCCAAGACAAGGUUUGGAAAUCCCCAACUUGGUUUAUAUCUAAAAUGCCCUCCAGCAAAAUCUUCGUUACAGUUCACAUAGUUCCAUACCAACCUUGCAAAACAUGAUGUAUGCACACAUAGAAAUCGAAAUAAGCCUGAAUAAUUUGUUGCCAUUGUGUCAGAGGGCACAUUGUAUAUUAAAUUUGUAUACACUAACUACAAGUGCAUUAAAGAAUUAUUUUUCAGAAAACACAUUUUUAUCAAGUUCUUUUUUUUGUAAUUGCCAUAAAGCAAUAGUUUGCAUUUUAUUCCAGAGCUUGGCAUUUGAUGUCAGUUGUUUAUAUUUUGUUUCAAUGUUAUUAUAAUUUAUAAUUCUAGGCUUACCCGUAACAAGUUAAAGUCAAUAUUUUGUUUAGUUUGAUACCGUCCAGUCUUUCAAAAAAGUGUUUCGAGUAUUUUUGAAAUAUUUUCUUCAUUUUGAAACAUAAAUAAUAUUUGCCUUGCAAAGGAACAUUGAGUUGUGCAAAAUUAGAUAAUUAAACAGAAGUUAAAUUUUAUUCAAUAAAUGCAAAUACAGUUCUGUUUUUAUGUUUUUAUUUUGGAUUUUGUUUUUUAGGUUGGUUAAUUUUCAGUCUAAAUAAUUGUGCCCAAACAAUGUAUGUACUUGGACAAUGUAUGUACUUUCAUUACAAUUUGUUGCUUUAAUGGUUUUUUUUUCUUAAAGCCAUUAUACACUUUCGGUAAACAGUAUUGUCCAAGUCCCACACUUUGUGUA